Anoplopoma fimbria (sablefish) is the source of this 990-nucleotide messenger RNA. RefSeq lists its product as uncharacterized. The record is from RefSeq and is a predicted model, not a curated record. The transcript has 6 exons. Bases 3 to 734 code for a protein of 243 amino acids. Gene Ontology annotation, biological process: fatty acid beta-oxidation. Gene Ontology annotation, molecular function: 2,4-dienoyl-CoA reductase (NADPH) activity. Gene Ontology annotation, cellular component: mitochondrion. Lineage: Eukaryota; Metazoa; Chordata; Actinopteri; Perciformes; Anoplopomatidae.
GCAUGUCUAACUCGGACAGGGUUGUGUUAGUUCUCGGAGGAGCGGGCACGGUGGGCUCCGGGGUAGUUAAAGCGCUGCUGGACAAAGGGUUCAAAGUGGCAGUGAUCUCCAGGGACAGCAGCCGGCUGGAGAAGAUCCAAUCAUUUGUCUCCCCCAGCACGAAGGAUAACCUCACCACUAUAGUGGGGAAUGUUGGGUCAGAGGAGGGAGCAGAGCUGGCGAAGCAGGCCCUGCUGAAGGUGGUGGGGAAGGUGACGGACAUCGUCUCCUCUCUGGGCUUCAGUUGGUGGCAGGGCGGGCCCCCACACACUCAGUCUCUCAAGGACCUAGACUUGGUAAUUGAGACAUUACUUUUCAGCACGUUUGUGUCAUGGAAGGCCUUCUUCCCCUUAGUGAGGGACGACUCCAACUGUACCUACUCCUUCAUAACAGGGGGAGCAGGUGAGAAGUUGCUGAUGCCGGGUACCGGCUUCCUGACCGUAGGAGCCGCCAGCACCCUGGCCUUCUGCCAGGUACUGCGAGAGGAGUAUCCCGAGGUGCCUUGCAAACUCAACCAGGUGAAGAUCAACACUGGUGUGGCCACUCCGGAGCGCAUGGCACCUGGUAACCUGAACCACCUGGACCUGGGCGAGGCUGUUGCCACCCUCGUGGAAAGACGGAACACCUCCCACUCCGUCUUCACCAUCAACUGCCCUGCAGACUUAAAAACUGUCCUUCUGGAGAGGAACCUUUAGACUUCGAAACCUUUGCUCCCGCUGGGGUCUACAUGUUUUCUGAUCCCACUCUCGCUGAAACACAUUUACUGUCUUUUGGUUAAUUUGUUUUCUUCUCCCACAGCAGUUGAACCCCAUUAAUGCCUGACUUUAUGUGAAUUGGCUGUUGUUUCAGCUAAUACUGUAUAUUCAGCUCCCUGUUCUCAGAUUGUUAGCAACAGUUUUCUCUGCAUGUGCCGUUGUCUGAUAUUAAAAAAAAUAAGCAGCUGAUUUGUAA